Messenger RNA from Emiliania huxleyi CCMP1516, 1761 nucleotides. RefSeq lists its product as hypothetical. NCBI's taxonomy places the organism in Eukaryota, Haptophyta, Isochrysidales, Noelaerhabdaceae. The record is from RefSeq and is a predicted model, not a curated record. Gene Ontology annotation, molecular function: dolichyl-phosphate beta-D-mannosyltransferase activity. The coding region runs from base 1 to 1521 and encodes 506 amino acids. The transcript has 3 exons. Gene Ontology annotation, cellular component: endoplasmic reticulum membrane. Gene Ontology annotation, biological process: GPI anchor biosynthetic process; protein O-linked glycosylation via mannose.
AUGGGCCAGCAGCUCGAACUGACGGUCGUGGUGCCAGCGUUCGACGAGGCUCCCAACAUCGAGCCCCUCACGCGCCGUCUGUUUGCGGCUACACGCAAGGCAUGCGUGCGCGCCGAGCUCAUUGUCGCCGACGACGAGUCGCCCGGCUCCGCAGCGACGGCGGCUGCGGUGGCCGCGCUGGCAGCCGAGGGGUUCGAGGUGCAGCUCCUCGCACGUAAGCGCGGGGAGGGGCGCGGGCUCGCAUCCGCGGUGCUGAAUGGCUUCGGCGCCGCUGCGGCGCCGGUCGUCUUGUGCAUGGAUGCCGAUUUGCAGCACGAGCCCGAAGCUGUGCCGGCGGUGGCGAGGCCGGUCCUCGACGGCGACGCGGACUUCGCGGUUGGGUCGCGCAACGUCGGGGGCGGUGGUGUCGGCUUCGAGUGGUCGCUCUUACGGCGUGCCAUCUCCCACGGCGCCACUCUCCUCGCGGUCCCCCUGUCCGGCUCAUCGGACCCCAUGUCGGGCUUCUUCUGCCUGUCCAAGGAGACGCUCGCGCGCGGCGCGGCGGCGGGCAUCAAGACGAAGGGGUUCAAGAUCGGGCUCGAGCUGAUGGUUCGCUGCCGCUGCACACGCGUGCGGGACGUGCCAAUCACUUUUCGGGACCGGCUGGCGGGCGAGUCGAAACUAACGAUGAGGCAAAACAUAGAGUACGUGCUUCAGCUGGCGGACCUCUACGUCUUCAAGCGGCUGCUGUCCCAAAUGCCGCCUCGCAAGCGCGCCGCCGCCACCGCAAAGUCGCCGUCCAAGCCAGCAUCCAAGGCGCAGAAGAAGUCCAGGAAGGGAGCAGAGGCGGCUGAGCCGGACGUCGCCGUCGUCUCGACGGGGCGCGGGCCGCGCACGGCGGCUGAGGUGUGGGGAAACGCCGAGUACGUGGAGGACGGGGUGAUGGGCGCGGCCGGCUUCGCAAAGCUGUGCGAGGCACUCGAGCUGAAGGAGAUGUCCUUCGAGGCUUGCUUUCUCAACCACCUCCUCUCGCCGACCGUCGACAACAUCAUGGUCGUGUGCAAAACAAAGGCUGAGCUGCAGCGCUGCAUGGAGGGCCUCGGCUGCAGCACGCUGCAAGAGGUUCCGGCCAAGCUGCGCGCGCGGCGGCAGGUGAUUGAGAACUCCUUUGGCACGGCCGACUGGAACCGCUUUUGGAAGUGGCUCUUUGAGAUGGGCAAGGCGAUCCAGGCGCUCAAGGUGAGCGCGCCGUCAAGCUCGGUGCGAACGGUGCCGCUCGACGAGGGCCUCCAGCUGAUGGAUGCGUCGCUCGGCGCGUGGUGGCUGUUCCCAAAGCUGCGCCAGUUCUCGGCGUCGGUCCACGGCCAGGCCUUCACCAAGGAUUUGUGGCUGCAGAUUGGCCGUUUCGCAAAUCUCACCGCCGUCGGCGUCGUGCUGCGGGACCUGAGCAACUAUGACGACGACGCGGCGGGCGGAGGCAACGCGUGGCCGUGCUUCAUCGAUGAGCUGGUCGAGUGGGUGCAAGGCGGCGGCGGCGAGUGAGGCCAGGAACUGAGAGGCCGCGCUCGCUCUCCGCUGAGACGUGAGAGAGAGCGCGGCGAGAGCGGGGUCGCCCACCGCCCCCCCCCGCGCCACGCCAUCCGCGGUCUUUGUGCAGGGUCCGUUUGUGUGUGUCGGGGGGGUCGGGGUGCGUGUGACUCUGUGUGUGACUCGGUGACGAGCGGUAUACCACGCGUGUGAAGCUCGGUCUGACCAAUUAUAUUAUUAUAGAGACGCAAGAAA